Rhodotorula graminis WP1 is the source of this 1917-nucleotide messenger RNA. RefSeq names its product glycosyltransferase family 4 protein. The record is from RefSeq and is a predicted model, not a curated record. NCBI's taxonomy places the organism in Eukaryota, Fungi, Basidiomycota, Microbotryomycetes, Sporidiobolales, Sporidiobolaceae. The transcript has 9 exons. Gene Ontology annotation, molecular function: glycosyltransferase activity. Bases 1 to 1917 code for a protein of 638 amino acids.
AUGCCCGCCGACGCCGCCGCCGCCGCCGCCGGCUCCUCCUCCGCCGCCUCCUCGUCGCCUUCCGGGCGCGACCUCGAUUCGCUCGAGAAGGCGCGCUCGACGCGCUCGCUACGCAUCGCCAUCGUCACCGAGAACUUCCUGCCAAAGGUCGACGGCGUCACCCGCACGCUUGCGAUGCUGCUCGAGCAUCUGCAGGCCGAGGGGCACGAGGCGCUCGUCCUCGGACCGUCGACACCCUUGACGUCCUACGCCGGCGCCGAGGUCGUCUCGACAAAGGGCAUCCCUCUACUCGGCGUGUACCGCGGCCUCGGGCUUAACUUCCUGCGCCCUCGCUUCAUCCGCAAGCUGCGCGAGUUCGACCCCGACCUCGUCAUGUUCGUCGACCCGAUCUGGCUUUGCGCGCAAACGAUCCCGGUCAUCCAGUACUACUUUCCGGACACGCCGCUCCUCUCCUCGUACCACACGAACCUCGCCAUGUACGCGACCCUGUUCGGGUUCCCGUGGCUCACGCCCGUCAUGUGGAGCCUGCAGCGAGCGCUGCACGGUCGGUGCGACUUGACGUUCUGCCCGUCGCCGUCGACGGCGCGCAUGCUCGGCGAGCAAGGGUUCGACAACGUGCGACUGUGGCCUCGAGGCGUCGACACGGACCUCUUCCGGCCCGAAGCGCGCGACUUUGCCCUGCGCCAGUCUUGGGGCGUCGAACCGCUCGACCUCGACCCAGAUCGACCCUCGCCUCGCCUCAUCGCCACCGAGCCACGCUCCUCGCUCUCAGCCGACGACCUUCCCGCUCUCGCCCUCCCUCCUCCCUACACUCCUCAGCCCGUCCCUCCUCCCUUCUGCGCCGGUUCGUCGCCCAGCAAGCUCGCCAUCCUCUACGUCGGCCGCGUCUCGUGGGAGAAGAACCUGCGCCUGCUCAUCGACGCCGCCCGCGGCCUCGAGAAGCCGGACUUUGCGACCGGCCGCCCGGCGUGCCAGCUCGUGUUCGUCGGCGACGGGCCGGCAAGGGUCGAGGUCGAGAGCUUGUGCGCGUCGUACGGCCUCAAUGCGCUGUUCCUCGGGUUCAAGAAGGGCGAGGAGCUCGCGGCGGCGUACGCGAGCGCUGACGUGUUCGCCUUCCCAAGUUUCACCGAGACGUUCGGCCAGGUCGUCAGCGAGGCGCAGGCGUCGGGACUGCCAGUCGUCGGCCUGCGAGCCGAGGGGGUCUCGGACCUCGUCGAACACGGCAGGACCGGCCUUCUGCUCGACCUGAACGACCUGCGCUCGGCCGCCGUCCCGGGCGCGCCCCCUCCUUACUCGCCGAGCGCACGAGCCUCUUCCAUUCCGUCCGACCCGCACGCCCUCCUCUCCUCGACGUCCCCCUCCUACCCUCGCGCCGUCUCGCUCUACCGCGCCCUCCUCGUCUCGAUCACGACCGACCACGAGCACCGUCGCACCAUGGGCUCCAUGGCGCACCUCGUCGCCUCGAAGCGCUCGUGGUGGCGCGCGAUGGAGGACCUCUGCGACGGCUUCCGCGAGCUCGCAGCGCUCAAGGCGAACCGCAUCGAGCAAAAGGUCGACCUCGAGCGCACGAGCACGAUCGAGCUCGACGUCGUGUGCGACAAGGGCGAGGAAGGCCGACUUGAGAAGGUCGACUCGUCGACGACUUUCAGCGCCGCCUCGAGGCGCAGGAGGCGACUCGACGGCCGCCAGACGACGAGAAGGAGCCACCUCGUCUCCUCGAGCGUGUUCGGGCCGCUCUCGGCGUGGGUGACGCCGUCGCAGGUCGCGAGAACGAGCGGUUCUUCUCUCGCGGUGAAAGCCACGAGCCACCUCUCAGUCGUUCUCGUCCUCGAAGCCGUCGCGCUGUUCGCGCUGCUCGCGGCCGCCGUCGCCUGGUCCUCGCACUUUGAGCUUCUCUCCUCCCUCUCUCCCUUCUAG